UUUUUCAGGCUCCACCCUCCACCCAUGUGCUCCAGCAGCACUGCACAAAUUCUCCAAAGAAGAGGUGCUCCAAAACGGAGGCGCCUUGUGUAGAGGCAGCUUCUCACCUCUUCAAACAAACUUUUGUCGCUCCUUCAACGUCUUGAAAAGGGGGAAUAAGAAAGAAUUCUUCCUUCUUUUUCUACCAACAACCCAAUUCCACUUUCAUUCUUUAUUCCUCUCCUCCUUAUCCACCUUUCAACUUCUUUCAAUUCUUUUCAUCAUAUUCCGAAAACCAUGACGUUGACAUCAACCUCGAUGCUCAGGUCAACUAGUAUUCCAGUCACCAAUAAAGCACACGAUUUCGAGCCCGAGCCCACCUCGUCCACGUCCACGAACACUGUGACGUCACGAAGAUCAUCGGGUGGAAGUGGCAGUGGCCUAGGGCCGGCCAGCAAAAAGCCGCCCAAUAUGCAUAUUAAUAUACCUACAGAUGAAGGCGCCGAACGGAUACCCUUGUGUGAGCAGCAUUCACCACUGGCACUUUAUGAGCAAGACUAUGACACACAAGGACAAAAGAUUGGGACGAUGCUCAGGAAGUUAUCAGUCUACAAUGCAACAGAAGCCACAAGUGUCGAGGCGGAUGAAAAACCAAAAGCGGCAGCUGCAAAGAUGGGGACCAUCAUGGGAGUGUUCCUUCCGUGCCUUCAGAAUAUUUUCGGCGUCUUGUUCUUUAUUCGAUUGGCAUGGAUUAUUGGAACAGCUGGAGUCUUUCAGGCAUUUUUUGUUGUGCUCACUUGUGUUUCUGUUACGUUCCUCACAUCAAUUUCAUUAUCAGCCAUAGCAACAAAUGGUGUUGUACCGUCAGGUGGUCCAUACUACAUGAUAUCCAGAAAUCUUGGCCCAGAACUUGGAGGUGCUGUUGGAAUCCUAUUCUAUCUUGGAACUACAAUUGCUGCAUCUAUGUAUAUUACUGGAGCCAUCGAAAUCCUUCUUCUGUACAUUUAUCCACAAGCAAAACUUUUCGAUGAUAUCUAUCACAAUUUCCGAGUACUUGGAACGGUCCUACUUCUCAUUCUUGGACUCAUUGUGAUGGCCGGAGUCAAAUUUGUGAAUCGAUGUGCUCUGCCGCUUGUGAUCGUUGUGAUCCUUUGCAUUUUAUCAGCAAUUCUCGGAGUUUUUGUACGAUACGACGGAAGUGAUUCACUCAAGUUUUGUAUGGUUGGAGAUCGACCGGUUGAUCUGAGUACUUACUUCGAAAAAACUCAAGUUCAACCAAACUGUACAGCUGAUGGGCUACAGGACUUGUUCUGCAGCACUAAUGGAACAUGUGAUCAUUAUUAUGAUAGGAUGAAAAAUAUCAAAGUAUGGAAAUCAUCUGGAAUGCCAGCCAUCCGUGAAGAACGUGCCAUCAAAGGAAUCGCCUCUGGAGUAUUCUUCGAUAACCUCUGGCCCAAAUAUCUGAGAGCUGGAGAAGUUCUUUCAAAAGAUCGGAAAGAUAAAGGAGACCUGAACAGAGGAGGACAUCCAUCAUAUAUUUAUGCAGAAUCUGUCACGAAUUUUAUGAUUCUUGUCGGUGUAUUCUUCCCAUCAGCAACUGGUAUCAUGGCUGGAUCAAAUCGAUCUGGAAAUUUGAGAGAUGCUGCAAAGUCAAUUCCAUUGGGAACUCUGGCGGCACAGAAUUUUUCUUCGUUUAUUUACUUGCUUGGAGUUGUACUCUUUGGAGCAUCCGUGUCCGAGAUGUUCAUUCGUGACAAGUACGGUAGAUCUGCGAUGGGAAAAUUGAUCAUUUCGGAAAUUUCCUGGCCAUUUCCACAAGUAAUUCUUUUUGGAUGUUUCAUGUCAACUGCUGGAGCAGGAAUGCAAUCAUUGACAGGAGCACCGAGACUUCUUCAAGCAAUUGCUGCAGAUGAUGUACUCCCAUUUUUAAAGCCAUUCCGAAAAAUGGAUUCCCGUGGAGAGCCCAUCAGAGCAAUUCUUCUCACUUUGGCCAUUUGUGAAUGUGGAAUUUUGAUUGCGGUUAUUGAAAAUAUCACUGCUUUGAUUACACAGUUCUUCUUGAUGUGUUAUCUUGGUGUAAAUGCUGCGUGUGCACUUCAAUCACUUCUAAAAUCUCCUGGAUGGCGUCCAGGAUUCCGUUACUUCCAUUGGUCACUUUCAAUGAUUGGAGCAAUUCUUUGUGUAGCUGUCAUGUUCAUUUCUGCGUGGCAUUUUGCUCUUUUUGCAAUUAUCAUUGGAGCAGGUGUUUAUAAGUAUAUUGAGUAUGCUGGAGCCGAAAAAGAAUGGGGAGAUGGUCUUCGUGGAUUGGGACUUUCAGCUGCUCGUUUCGCUCUCUUGAAUUUGGAUGACAAACCCCAACACUCAAGAAAUUGGCGCCCACAGCUUUUAGUUCUGGCUCCAGAUGUAGAAUCAGCAAAUACAAAUGGAAUAUUAUCAUUUGUUAGUCAAUUGAAAGCUGGUAAAGGAUUGACACUGGUUGCACAUUGUAUGGAAGGAGAAUAUGCGGAUAAUUAUUUGAAAGCACAAGCUGUACAGGAGAAAUUGAAAGCAGUGGUUAAAAAGAAUAAGAUCAAGGGAUUCUGUGAUGUAUUGGUCACUUCAAAUGUGAUUGAAGGAAUAUCAUGUCUCGUUCAGACAUCUGGUUUGGGUGGAAUGCGUCAUAAUACAGUCGUUCUGUCGUGGCCAAAUGAUUGGAAAGCUGAGCAAGAAUGGGUUGUUGCCAACAAAUUUGUUUCUGCAAUCCGAGCAAUUUCUGCUGCAAAAUGUGCAAUUAUGGUACCAAAAUAUGCGGAGAAAUUCCCAGCAAAUGGUACCAAAGUUUCUGGAUUUAUUGAUGUUUGGUGGGUUGUACAUGAUGGAGGUCUUCUUAUGCUUCUUCCAUUCCUUCUCCGACAACACAAAACAUGGAAAAACACAACAGUUCGCCUGUUUGCAAUUGCUCAAAUGGAGGAUAAUAAUGUACAAAUGAAGACGGAUCUGGAGAAAUUCCUCUAUCAUUUGAGAAUUGAUGCAGCUGUUAAUGUCAUUGAAAUGACUGACUCGGAUAUCUCUGACUACACUUACGAACGUACCAUGAAAAUGGAGGAACGUAAUCAAUACCUGAAAAAUUUGAACAAGUCGGAUCGUGAUAAGGAUAUUCAGAACCAUUUGGAAAUUGUAACACGGGAACGAAAGCUGAGUAGAAUUAAUGAAGAAGCGCCUGCUGUGGUCCCUGAGCAACGUAACUUGGAGGUUGUUGAUGAAGAGCAAGAAGAUGGAAAAUCUGAAAAUGGCUCAGCAAAAAUCGAGCACAAAGGAGUACGCUUCUCAGAUGAUGAAGAUUCUAAGGAGGUAAAAGUCGGAAACGGAACGUUGGAACGCGAUCGAGAAGAACGGCAACGCAAACGACGAUACAAUGUGCAUAAAAUGCAUACAGCUGUCAAAUUGAACGAGUUGAUGAGACAAAAAUCAAGUGAUGCUCAGCUGGUAUUUGUGAAUCUUCCAGGACCACCUGAUGCUGAUUCUGAUUCUUAUUAUAUGGACUUUAUCGAAGCUCUCACCGAAGGCCUUGACCGUGUUUUACUGGUUCGUGGAACUGGCGCAGAAGUCGUCACAAUCUAUUCGUAAUUUCUUGUUUUUCCCAAUAAUUAGGUUCCAUUUUUCACUGGUCCCCCAUAUCUUUUUUCUUGUCAUUUUAUUCUUCUUUGUCCCAGUUUUUCACAUGAAAAAUAUCAUCAAAAUUCACACAAAACAACCAUCUCAUUUCAUUGAUUUGCCUCUCCGUUUUCAAUUUUUACCCCACACUUCAACGAGUUUUCUCCCAUUUUUUUCAGUUUCGAAUAGAAUUUGAAAAGUUUUUAGUCUUAAUUCAAAGAAAGUCUACUACUUACUUUAAUCUAGUUUUACUUUUUCUUUUUUUUCAAAUAUGAAUUUCAUUUAUUUGGUUCUCUGGAAAAUCAUGUUUUUUUUGUGCAUUGUCCCCCCCCCCCCGUUUUUAUGUAUUUAUCACUUUUUGUUCAACGUUUUGCCCCAUUUCCCCCACGCCAACCCGAUUUUCAUGACAUCGAAUUUUGCAAAAUCACACAACUAACACACUGACUAUUUCGGUUAUGUUUUGUAAAAUGAGUAUGCCUGAUAAAUACAAAAAAAAUAAAUUUGUGCCAAAUUU
Caenorhabditis elegans is the source of this 4126-nucleotide messenger RNA. It is a transcript of the gene kcc-2, whose product is annotated as K+/Cl-Cotransporter. The record is from RefSeq and is marked reviewed. The transcript has 14 exons. Gene Ontology annotation, biological process: monoatomic ion transport; transmembrane transport; chloride transmembrane transport. The coding region runs from base 277 to 3585 and encodes 1102 amino acids. Gene Ontology annotation, cellular component: membrane; plasma membrane. Gene Ontology annotation, molecular function: transmembrane transporter activity; chloride:monoatomic cation symporter activity. NCBI's taxonomy places the organism in Eukaryota, Metazoa, Nematoda, Chromadorea, Rhabditida, Rhabditidae.